Messenger RNA from Quercus robur (English oak), 4239 nucleotides. RefSeq names its product disease resistance protein RUN1-like. The transcript is spliced from 7 exons. NCBI's taxonomy places the organism in Eukaryota, Viridiplantae, Streptophyta, Magnoliopsida, Fagales, Fagaceae. Gene Ontology annotation, biological process: defense response; signal transduction. Bases 164 to 3649 code for a protein of 1161 amino acids. The record is from RefSeq and is a predicted model, not a curated record. Gene Ontology annotation, molecular function: ADP binding; protein binding.
UUUCAAGAAUAAUCAAUCAGUCUGGUAAGAGAGAAAAAAGAAAAAAAAAAAAAAAGGAAAAGAAAUGGUUGGAAGGCAGCCUUGUUUCAAGCUACUUUUGAGUAUUACAACCACUGCUGCAAUUUCUUGAAUCUGAUUUACCAACAUAUUUCCAUUGGCUUCAAUGAGUACUCAAGGAGCCUCAUUGUUGACAUCGUCAUCUUCUUCUUCAAGACGGUGGAUUUAUGACGUUUUCCUUAGUUUCAGAGGUAAGGAUACACGUAAUAGUUUUACACGUCAUCUAUAUGUUGCUUUGCAACGUUCAGGUAUUUUUACCUUUAGAGACAAUGAAAAACUUGAAAGAGGAAAAUCUAUUUCACCGGAGCUCUUGAAAUCAAUAGAAGAAUCGAGAUUUGCUAUCGUUAUUCUCUCAAGAAAUUAUGCAUCUUUGACAUGGUGCUUGGAAGAACUUACAAAGAUCAUUCAAUGCAUGAAAGAGAAAGAAAUGACAGUUCUACCUAUAUUUUACGAAGUGGACCCAUCUGAUGUACGAAAACAGAUGGGAACUUUUGCACAAGCCUUUGCUAAGCAUAAAGAACGUUUCAAGGAGAACAUAGAGAAGGUGCAAACUUGGCGAGCCGCUUUGAGUGAAGUGGCCACUCUCUCUGGAUGGCAUUGGUAUUCACAAGAUAGGCCCGAGGCAGAAGUUAUUGACGAUAUUGUGAAAGUGAUAUUUAAUAAACUCAGUUAUACAUUCUUAAUAGAUACCACGGGACUAGUAGGAAUAAAUUCCAGAGUGGAGAAAUUGAUGUCACAUUUAGCUAUAGAGUCAAAUGAUGUUCGCAUGAUAGGAAUUUGGGGGAUAGGAGGAAUGGGUAAAACAACUCUAGCAAGAGCUGUUUACAAUAUGAUUUCCAAACAAUUUGAAACAUGUAGUUUUAUUGCUAAUGUUAGGGAAGUCAGUGAAAAAUAUGGGAUGCUUCAGUUACAACAAACACUUUUGAAUGAUCUUUUGAUUCUUAGAGAUAUGAAUGUAAGAGAUGUUGAUAAUGGAAUUCUCAUGAUCAAGAAUAGGUUACGUCACAAAAAGAUUCUUAUUGUUCUUGAUGACGUAAAUGAAUUAGGCCAAUUGAACAAAUUAGUUGCGGAGCACAAUUGGUUUGGUCCAGGUAGUAGAGUUAUCAUCACAACAAGAGAUGUGCAUUUGCUAAUGACACAUAAAGUUGAUGGAAUAUAUGAGAUUGAAGGAUUGAGUUAUGAUGAAGCUUUUCAUUUUUUUAAUUCAAAAGCUUUUGACAAAGAGCAUCCUACCGAAGAUUAUCUAGAGCUAUCCCAAGCCUUUAUAGAUUAUGCUAAUGGUCUUCCUUUAGCCAUUGAGGUUUUGGGUUCCUUUCUGUACAAUAGAAGCACGUAUGAAUGGAAAAGUGAAUUAGAUAGGCUUAAAGAAUUUCCUGAAGAAAAAAUUCUCAAUGUACUUCGAAUAAGUUUCGAUGGACUACAAGAAACAGAGAAGGAAAUUUUCCUGCAUAUUGCAUUUUUCUUGAAUUACAUAAAUCAAGAAACUAUUAUAGCAAUAUUAGAUCAUCUUGAGCUUUACCCAAAAAUUGGAUUAAGGGUUCUUAUUGAUAAAUGUCUCAUCAAAUUUCAAGACGAUAAAUUGUGGAUGCAUGAUUUACUCCGUGAAAUGGGUCGAGAUAUAGUUUGUAAAGAGUGCCCUAAAGACCCUGGAAAGCGUAGUAGAUUAUGGCUGUAUAAAGAUAUUGACAAUGUGCUAACAAAAAAUACGGGAACAGAAACAAUUCAAGGCAUAGUCUUAAAGUUACCCAAACCAAAAGAGGCACAUUGGGACCCUAAAUCCUUUUCAAAGAUGCAUCGUCUGAAGUUCCUCACAAUUGGAAAUUUUCAGCUUAGCCAUGAUCCCAAACAUCUUCCUAAUUACUUAGGAUUUCUUGAUUGGAGUGGGUAUCCUUCGAAAUCUUUGCCAGCAAGUUUCCAACCAAAUGAGUUGGUUGAACUUCACAUGUGUUGUAGCAACAUUGAACGACUUUGGAAAGGAACAAAGUCUUGUGAGAUGUUGAAAUUCAUCAACUUGAAAAGCUCUCUAAAAUUUUUUGAAACCCCUGACUUCACCAAAAUCCCAAUUCUUGAGAAAUUGGUUCUUGAAGACUGUACAAAUUUACGAGAGAUACAUCCAUCAGUUGGAGUUCACAAAAAGCUUACUCUUGUUAAUCUAAAAGGUUGCAAAAACCUUAGAAGUCUUUCAGGAAAGUUUGAAAUGGAGUCUCUUAAGAUCCUUAUUCUUUCUGAAUGCUCAAAUUUAAAAAGAAUUCCAGAAUUUGGGGAGAACAUGGAACGUGUAUUAGAACUUUACUUGGAUGGUACUGCUAUUACAAAACUACCCACAUCAAUUGGAAAUUUGACUGGCCUUUCUUCAUUGAAUGUAAGAGAUUGCAAAAAUCUUAUGUCUCUUCCUAGCACUUUUUUUAAUAUAAAGUCGCUUAAAGAUCUCAAUCUUUCCGGAUGCUCAAAACUGCUAGAGAACUUGGGAAAUGCAGAAAGUGUUGAGGAGCUUGAUGUGAAUGGACAAAUGCCUUCUUCUAAUGCUCUUUUCGAAAUUUUUAGAAAAAUAGUUUUUUGUGGAUUUCAACUCAUCCCUUUUUAUUCAAUGUCAAGAAGUUUUGAUCCCAUGGGCUUGCUAUCGUCUUCUCUAUUUGGUUUGUCUUCUUUGACCACAUUGGAUUUAAGUUAUUGCAAUCUCAAGGCAAUCCCCAAUGAUAUUGGUUGCUUAUUCUCUUUGCAAGACUUAAAUCUAAGUGGAAAUAAUUUUGGUGACCUUCCAGAAAGCAUUAGUCAACUAUCUAUUCUAAAACAUUUGUACCUGACGAAUUGCACGAGUCUUCGAACAUUUCCGAAGCUUCCAUUAAGUAUAGCUUAUAUAUGGGGAAACGGUUGUUCCUCACUAGAAACAGUAUCAAAUCUAUUGAAACCAAAUUCUUCGUGUGAGCCAGAACUUAGUCUUUCAAAUUGCAGUAAACUGGCUGACAAUCAAGGCUUCAUUGACUUGUUUUAUGCAGUGAUAAAAAAGUCUCCCAAGGGACUCUCUCCUAGAUAUCAAGAUAAUAUAUAUGAUAUUAUUUUUCCUGGAAGUGAAAUUCCGAAGUGGUUUAGCCAUCAAUGUAUGGGGAAUGAAAUGAAUAUAAUGGAACCUUUUUCUCGUUUGUGUAAUGAAUGGAUAGGAAUUGCUGUUUGCGUUGUAUUUUGUUCUCGUCCACAUCACCCAAUUUACCAUGAAAAGCCAAGUUAUGGCCAUUUGACAGUCAAUGGAGAACAUUGGUUUGUUGGACUAAGCAUUAAUGGAACUGUUGGUUUAUCAGAUCAUAUUUGCCUAGAUUAUUGUCUUCCUCAAUGCUACCCGUAUGAGGACAGAAAAUCAUUUUGGGAAUGUGAUGCAAAUGGAUUCUGUGAGAUUGGAAUUAAAUAUGAUAACACACCUUUAAUCUUGGUGAAGAAAUGUGGGUUGCGUGUGGUAUACAAGAAAGACAUUGAAGACCUUAAUCGGACUAUGGCUGAGUGUAGCAACAACAACAUCAUUCCUUACAAUGGCUUGGAUAUUCCCCAUCAUUUUUUCGACAAUUCAGAAGUGGUGGUGGAAGGUAACCAAAAGGAUUGAAAGAGUUCCUGAAUUUAUGGCCCAUGGUAAAUUUGAUUGUGAGGAGUCAAGUCUGUACAAGGAAUGUGGUGAAGAGCUAAGCAAUUGGCAGUAAUCAACUAUUUUUUCUCUUGAUUACUUGCCAAUUAUUAGAGACAAACCAGAGGGUGGAAGUGUGGAUGUAACAUUGGCCCCUGUCUUGCAGCGCCACACUGCCGACGGUUCUGAAGACAGUGUAACCGUGAAAUAGUUCUAUCGGUGUAAGGAUGACCCAGUGAUCCAAUCUUGUCAGUCCAACAGGCUUGGCGACCCACUUUCAGCAGGUUGGUUUGACACUAUAACAGAUUGGGAACAUGUAAUGAAGGAGGAUUUUGAGGAGUAGAACUGUCAAGACCUGAAUCUCCCUUUGGUAAAUGGCUCUGUAUCCUCUGAAAGACAUUUAUAUGCUGUUUCUGGUAAAGAAACAUGGCAGUUACUUGUAUUAUAAAGAGUAUAUGACUGCUCUAUGAACUUGUAAAAAGCUCAUAAACGUGUCUGGAUUUUCAGAACCUAUGUGUUUGUUUCUAUUUUUUUUAGCUAUUUGUCUAGCAACUUGUAUAGCUUUCUGUUUC